GGGAUGCACCCGUGCACCCCGGGAUGGCCGCGAGGCGUGCCCUCCUGAGGAUGCUCCGGGGAGGUGUGUUCUGGGGGGCGGGAGGUGGAGGGUGAGCUGUGUUGUUGGGGGCCCUGGCUCAGCACACCCACGUUCUUUAGGGCCAGAAAGGGGAGGCGCCUUGCUUGUGGAAGAACUGAAGGCCUGCUUGAUACCUGGGGUGGGGAGGAUAGCUGAGAAGAGGGUUAGGCUUUAGAUGGGGAGGGGGCUUUGUGUCUGCCAUUGGGGAUGAGUCUAUGAAUACAGAGGCUUAAAUUCGGUAGGCCACCAUAAGAGAAAGUUGUAUAUUUCACGGGAGACAUAGGCCCGGGCUGGUUGUCUGUUGGGAGGGGGGUGCAGAAAGAGAAAGUGUGUGUUAGAAGGAGCCAGACGAGGAGGGGCAUGUGCUUGGAUCAGGGGACAGAUGGAGGGGAGCGUGUUCUCCAGGGGCGGGGAGCGAGGCUUGGCCCUCCUAGAAACAGGCUCAAAGAGCCUUCUUUAGGGCCCCAGUGCUGCCUUCUGCUAGGUGAGCAGCUAGCAGGUGCAGGGGACCACAGAAGCAAAGGGGGUGUGUAUUGUAUUCGUGGGGGUGUGUGGGGUUCCGCUAGAGGGCCGAUGAGGGGUUAUAAGAGAUGAGAGGGUGACCUGAGUGGGGGCGGGGGAAAUGCUGGGAAGGCACAGGGUGAAAACACCACUCCCCCAAGAGUCAGAACAGAGGGUGGAAAUGUUUUCCGCACAAACACCUGAGGAGGACGCGAGACAAAGGCCUGGAAUGAGAGGCAAGCUGUCCAAGCAUGGAAAAUGGGACAGAGAGCGGAGGGGGUAGUCCUCGGGGAUCUGAGCAGACAUAUUAAUUGAAAAAUUAAAAAUUAACUAACAUUUGUAGAGGCCUUCAUAGUUUGGUUCACUUAGGUCUCACGACAACUCGGUAAGAGAGGCGGUUUUUGUUUUGUUUUUGUUUUGUUUUGUUUUGUUUUUAAUUGUAGAAGAAACUGGGGCCCCGAGAGAGGCCCAGAGGCAAAGCCUGGACCGGGCCAACGUAGGCCCCUCCACCUGUUGGUCCCCACACCCCUGCCGGUUGGGGACUCCCGGGUGCCUUUGACUAGGCCUGUGAUGUUGUGUUAUGGUGGACUCCUGGGUGACCCUGGGCAGUUUGAGCCCAGGCCUCUUAGCUCUCCUCCACUGGCAGUUCCAGGGUCUGCAGCUGGAGCGGGAUGCCUGCUUGGCCUCUAACUACGCGCUGGCUAAGGAGAACCUGGCCUUGCGGCCCCGCCUGGAGAUGGGCCGGACUGCCCUGGCCAUCAAGUACCAAGAGCUCCGAGAGGUGGCCGAGAACUGCGCAGACAAACUGCAGAGACUGGAGGAGAGCAUGCAUCGCUGGAGCCCCCAAUGUGCGCUGGGCUGGCUGCAGGCUGAACUGGAAGAGGCUGAGCAGGAGGCUGAGAUCCAGAUGGAGCAGCUGCUGCUGGGGGAACAGAGCCUGGAGGCCUUCCUGCCAGCCUUCCAGAGGGGCCGUGCCCUGGCCCACCUGAGGCGGACCCAGGCAGAGAAACUACAGGAAGUACUGAGGCGUCGGGAACGCUCUGCCCAGCCGGCUCCCACUACUGCUGCUGCUGCUGCUGCCGCCACCGCCAUGGAUCCCCCCAAACCCUUCCCUGCUGCUGCCGUCCUGCCCACUGGGGCCGCCCGGGGACCACCUCCAGCCGUACCCCGGAGCCUGCCCCCCUUGGACUCCCGCCCAGUGCCCCCACUGAAGGGCUCCCCCGGGUGCCCUUUUGGCCCAGCCCCUCUGCUGAGCCCUCGACCCUCUCAGCCUGAACCCCCUCAUCGGUAGGAGCCAGGGUACGGCCUCCCAGCGGGGGUCCAGACAAACUUGAUUCGUGGCUCCUCCUCCUCCCCCACUGUCUGGGUGGGGGGAGGGGCAGGCCCCUCCCCCUAGCCUCAGGCAGGCCCAGGGCCCUGGAGGCUGAGCUGGGGAAGAGGGGCUCCCCGAAGAGGCCCGUAGAGGGCUGGGGGGGUGGGUGGGCAGGGUGCUGGACCUCGGUCACCAAGGAAACUCUGCCUUUUUAUUUUAUUUUAUUUCGUCUCCCCGGUCCUCCAGGGUGUCAAACCAGGUCCUCAAAUGAAAAGAACUUUAUGAGGGCCUGCUUCCCCCAAGGGGUCUUGCUUGGGGGGGCUGUCGCUCCCUGCCACAUUACUGGGCUCGAACUUAUUGGCCAAGGCUUACUGGAUUGUUCUCCUCCUGAGCUAACCCUUCCCGCAGUUUGGGGGCCCUCCGCCUAGGAGCCAGGUGGUCAUGCCCCAGCUGCGGUCCCAGGGACACCCCCAAGGGCCUUGCAGCUGGCCCUGGGACAAAGUAGGACAGAGGCUUCUGACUUGCCCAGGUGAGAGCCGGCCAUCCCCAGGAAAGACCGGUCUGUAUUUUUCUGUCCCUGUCUCCUUAGAAUGGAACCUUUUUGAGGGCAGGUCCUUGUCUUUGUAUGUUCUGUCCCCAGCCCCGCCUCCUAGGGGCUGUCAAUAAAUGUGCUGAUGGAUGACGGUGAUGA
Molecule: messenger RNA, 2564 nt
Organism: Myodes glareolus (Bank vole)
Lineage: Eukaryota; Metazoa; Chordata; Mammalia; Rodentia; Cricetidae
Source: RefSeq, a predicted model, not a curated record